CCUGAUCCUGGUGUCUUGUCUUCACCCGCCUCACCGACUCUCACCCCAAACAAAGUCAUACCAUUUGAAUGUCCUUUACUCCCAACCCGUUUGUCCAUUCCAUCUGACAUAUCUCUUUGCGCCUUUCGAACUGCAAGUGUCCAAAUAUGUCUCUCCUACCACUGUCCCUGUUCCAUCUUCGUGCGGCGACGAUACCCAUCCUGACAUGCGCUGUUCUGGGCUACCUCGCUCUUUGCGCCGCCCUCCGCUUUCGCGGCAUCAAGAACCUUCAGAGGCGGAUGGGUUUCACCGAUCGGGCCUCGUUGAAACGCAUGACCAACGAUGAGGCUCAGAUCAUCGUCCGGUAUAUCAUCGAACGAGAGUUUCCAAUGUUCUAUGAACUCGCACUUCAGUUUGCCCUCUUCAAAACUUAUGGCAUCGGGUCGAUAUCAAAACUCAUCAUGGCUACCAAGAACCUCGCCGACCCGGUUCAUUCUUUCAAGAGAUAUGAAGACACCGUAAUCAUCUUCGGAGAAUUCUCUCUCUUCCCGCCUUCAUCCAAGCGAGCCCUGAACGCCAUAGCUCGCAUGAACUACCUCCACAGCCCAUACAAAGCCGCCGGCCGCAUCUCCAACGAGGACUUCCUCUACACCCUCGCUGUCGCCGUCCUCGAACCCAUCCGUUUCAUCCGUCUGUACGAGUGGCGCCCCCUCACCGACAUGGAGGUCUGCGCCCUCGGCACGUUCUGGAAGUCCAUCGGCGACGCCAUGGAAAUCGAGUACCAUGGCCACCUCGCCGGCGCCGGCGCCUGGCGCGACGGCAUCGAGUUCGUGGAGGACAUCGCCGCCUGGGCCAAGUCGUACGAGACCGACGUCAUGAAACCCGCCGACUCCAACGUUCAGCCUAGCCGCCAGCUGCUCAAGAUGAUGAUCUGGCACGUCCCCCGUUUCGCCAAGCCUUUCGCCGAGGAGGUCUUCUAUACCCUGAUGGGCGAUCGUGUUCGUGAUGCUUUUCUCUUCCCCGAACCCUCCGUCCUUGCCUCCGCCGUCGCCUACAACGCCCUCCUCCUACGCCGCUUCACCCUCCGCCACCUCUGCCUCCCCCGCUUCGUCCCCAAAUCCUUCUUCUCCUCCGAGGAUCCCAAGACCGGCCGCGUCCACCACUACCAAUACCUCGUCCACCCUUACUACAUCCCCGUCACGCUGUGGUCCCGCUAUGGCCCCACGAGCUGGAUCACCCGCCUUCUCGGCGGUGUCGCCCCGGGCGACUCGGACGGCAUGUUCCCCGAAGGGUAUCUCCCCGAAGACAUCGGGCCCCUCAACAAGCUGGGCAAGGGCACCGAGGAGAUGGCGCGCGAUGUCGCGAACAUGGCGGGCCGGGAUUUGGGCGGUUGUCCCUUUUCCGCCAUGCGUAAGUAAGUCAUGGGAGGAAGAGAGGGCAGAAAAGACGGGACGCAGUUGGCUCCAUAAUCUUGCCAUUUUGCUUCUUCUUCUUCUUCACCUUCACCUUUUUUUUCCUUUCUUUUCUUCUUUCAAGCGGAUUGACAUUUUGAUUUUGGGUCAACUGGAACGUCUUCAUAUAGUCAGCGCCUUCUUCUUUACUCUGUUCUCGCUAGGUGUGGAUUGGUAUUCAGAUUUACCUGUUCAGUAGCAGCGAACCCCUACUCUCAUGAUUCCUCGCUUCACGAACUCUGUCUUAGACCUUUGAAGACAACUAAAGCCUUCAGAGAUGACAUCUAUUGAUCCGAAAGCCGCCCAUCAUUCAAACCUUCCGUGACGUGGCAUAUCCGGCACCCGACUCCCUCCUAUGUCUUCAUUCGUCUUCGAACCAUUGCAGUUUCCAGCGCCAUCAC
Sodiomyces alkalinus F11 is the source of this 1831-nucleotide messenger RNA. RefSeq lists its product as hypothetical. Gene Ontology annotation, molecular function: oxidoreductase activity. The coding region runs from base 147 to 1397 and encodes 416 amino acids. The transcript is spliced from 5 exons. Lineage: Eukaryota; Fungi; Ascomycota; Sordariomycetes; Glomerellales; Plectosphaerellaceae. The record is from RefSeq and is a predicted model, not a curated record.